GUAGAGUAAUCUGGUAGAGUAUUUGAAGAAGGGUUUUGAUGACAGUCUAGUAAAGGAAGGUAAUUUAGAUAUGGAGGGGGAACUAAAAAGGCUGAGAAAUCAGUUUGGAUGUGAGUGUCAUAAUGUUUUAAUGUUCCUUAGGCUAACACAGAAAUCAGCCUCGUGGGCCAUGCCGGCUUUAAGGCCUGUUUCUUCUCCUGAGCUUCAGCAGAAGGCCGAUGGACCAGUCCUCACCGUGGAUGACUUCCCCUGCUUGAGCAAGCCAUGCUAUAGUACCUGGAAUCUGACCCUCACUGAAGUCCGAGCUUAAUAAAGCCAGCUGAAUGAAGGGAUGUAACAGACCUCUGGGAGAGACACUGAGGUCUGCAGUGGGGGGGGAGGGGCCUGGACACACCCCUUCCCCCCAGACUCCUCCCCCUCUGGGUCCUCUCAGCCAUGGACUUUGAACCUGGAUAAGAGGAGAGAAGCCACACUUUGUUUGGUGGAUCUGACUUGUGGUCUCAGUUUUGGAAAUGGAGUGCCGGAUGGGGGUUUGGUGAUCUCCAGAGGAGCAACCGAGAGAAGAGAAGGUGCGGGUGGCCUCCUCCUCCUCCUCCCCGUGCUGGGGUGACCGCCCCCCACCGCCACCCCCGGGCAGCCCGCGGCCUCCCCCGCGGGGGCAGGAUGCUGAAGAAGCAGACGGCAGGGCUCGUGCUGUGGGGCGCCGCGCUCUUCGUGGCCUGGAACGCGCUGCUGCUGCUCUUCUUCUGGACGCGCCCGGCGCCCGGCCGCCCGCCCGCCGACGCCGCGGCCGCCGACGCCGCCCUGGACGAUGACCCCGCCAGCCUCACGCGCGAGGUGAUGCGCCUGGCGCAGGACGCGGAGGCGGAGCUGGAGCGGCAGCGGGGGCUGCUGCAGCAGAUCCGGGAGCACUAUGCGGCGUGGAACCGGCGCUGGAGCGCGCCCACGGGGGCCCCGGCCGCCCCGCCGCGCGCCCCCGCCGCCGCCGCCACGCCGCCGCCCGCCGCCGUCAUCCCCAUCCUGGUGAUCGCCUGCGACCGCAGCACCGUCCGCCGCUGCCUGGACAAGCUGCUGCACUACCGGCCCUCGGCCGAGCGCUUCCCCAUCAUCGUGAGCCAGGACUGCGGCCACGAGGAGACGGCGCAGGUGAUCGCCUCGUACGGCGGCGCCGUCACGCACCUCCGGCAGCCGGACCUGAGCCACAUCGCCGUGCAGCCCGACCACCGCAAGUUCCAGGGCUACUACAAGAUCGCCCGGCACUACCGCUGGGCGCUCGGCCAGGUCUUCCACACCUUCCGGUUCGCGGCGGCCGUGGUGGUGGAGGACGACCUGGAGGUGGCCCCGGACUUCUUCGAGUACUUCCAGGCCACCUACCCGCUGCUGCGGGCCGACCCGUCGCUGUGGUGCGUGUCGGCGUGGAACGACAACGGCAAGGAGCAGAUGGUGGACGCCAGCCGGCCCGAGCUGCUCCACCGCACCGACUUCUUCCCGGGCCUGGGCUGGCUGCUGCUGGCCGAGCUGUGGGCCGAGCUGGAGCCCAAGUGGCCCAAGGCCUUCUGGGACGACUGGAUGCGGCGGCCCGAGCAGCGGAAGGGGCGCGCCUGCGUGCGCCCCGAGAUCUCCCGGACCAUGACGUUCGGCCGCAAGGGCGUGAGCCACGGGCAGUUCUUCGACCAGCACCUCAAGUUCAUCAAGCUCAACCAGCAGUUCGUGCCCUUCACCCGGCUGGACCUGUCCUACCUGCAGCGCGAGGCCUACGACCGCGCCUUCGUGGCGCGCGUGUACGCGGCGCCGCAGCUGCCCGUGGAGAAGGUGCGGACCAACGAGCGGCCCGAGCUGGCGGCCGUGCGCGUGCAGUACACCAGCCGCGACAGCUUCAAGGCCUUCGCCAAGGCGCUGGGCGUCAUGGACGACCUCAAGUCCGGCGUCCCCCGGGCCGGCUACCGCGGCGUGGUCACCUUCCAGUUCCGCGGCCGCCGCGUCCACCUGGCGCCGCCGCAGACCUGGGCCGGCUACGACCCCAGCUGGAACUGAGCCGCCCGGCGCCGCCCGCACCUUCCCCCGCGUGGGGCCGGCUCAGGGCCACAGGGGACCUGUUUGUGGCCCAAAUGAGACGAACCGGGGGGUGGGGGGUCUCCCCGUCAGGAUGAGCGGGGUGGUUCGCCCCCCAUCCUCUCUCCGGAGCGGGGCCUCGGAGCUCAGCUCCCCGCAGCCGGCGGCUGGUGCUUCUCAGAGCAGAGGGAAAGCAGCUGCUGCGCAUGCUCAGCCCGGAGGGCGGGCCUCGGAAUCCCUCCCCCCCUUCCCCGAGGCUCCGCCGGCUUCCGGCGGCUUCAGCCCGGGGUGGAGGAGCCGGGGCCGGGGCCGGGACCCGCCCGCCCGGCCUCCCCGGGCCGGUCGCCGACGGACGUGUGCGGGGCUCCUCGCCCGACCUGUUUCAUGGAAGAGAGUGGAAUCCACUGAAUUAUUUUCAAAAAUAAAGUAAAGGCUGAAUUGUCUGAAA
Messenger RNA from Dipodomys spectabilis (banner-tailed kangaroo rat), 2500 nucleotides. It is a transcript of the gene Mgat1, whose product is annotated as alpha-1,3-mannosyl-glycoprotein 2-beta-N-acetylglucosaminyltransferase. The coding region runs from base 664 to 2034 and encodes 456 amino acids. The transcript has 2 exons. Gene Ontology annotation, molecular function: alpha-1,3-mannosylglycoprotein 2-beta-N-acetylglucosaminyltransferase activity. Gene Ontology annotation, cellular component: Golgi apparatus. Gene Ontology annotation, biological process: protein N-linked glycosylation. NCBI's taxonomy places the organism in Eukaryota, Metazoa, Chordata, Mammalia, Rodentia, Heteromyidae. The record is from RefSeq and is a predicted model, not a curated record.